CCGGUCCGUAGAGCCGGGCGGCGAGGCCUGGCGCUGGAAUGCGAGUGGCUGCGGGCUCCCGGCGGCAGCGGCUCCUGUGAGUAGCGGCUACUGCAGCGCGGGCGGGCGGGUGAGGUCAGCGGACGCCGUCGGCGGCUGGCCGUCUCGGCCGCGGGAUGAGGAAGCGGACCGAGCCCGUCGCCUUGGAGCAUGAGCGCUGCGCCGCUUCGGGCUCGUCCUCCUCCGGCUCGGCUGCCGAGGCGCUGGACGCCGACUGCCGCCUGAAGCAGAACCUGCGCCUGGCGGGCAAGGGGCCGGCAGAGCCGCGCUGCGCCGCGGACGCGGGCAUGAAGCGGGCACUGGGCAGGCGAAAGGGCCUGUGGUUCCGACUGAGGAAGAUACUUCUCUGUGUUUUGGGGUUGUAUGUUGCCAUUCCAUUUCUCAUCAAACUAUGUCCUGGGAUACAGGCCAAACUGAUUUUCUUGAAUUUUGUGAGGGUUCCCUAUUUCAUUGACUUGAAAAAACCGCAGGAUCAAGGUUUGAAUCACACGUGUAAUUACUACCUCCAGCCAGAGGAAGACGUGACCAUUGGAGUCUGGCACACUGUCCCCGCUGUCUGGUGGAAGGAUGCCCAAGGAAAGGACCAGAUGUGGUACGAGGACGCCUUGGCUUCCAGCUGCCCUAUCAUCCUGUACCUGCAUGGGAAUGCAGGCACAAGAGGAGGUGACCACCGGGUGGAACUUUACAAGGUGCUGAGUUCCCUUGGUUACCACGUGGUCACCUUUGACUACAGAGGUUGGGGUGACUCAGUAGGAACGCCAUCAGAGCGAGGCAUGACGUAUGACGCACUUCAUGUUUUUGACUGGAUCAAAGCAAGAAGUGGAGACAACCCUGUGUAUAUUUGGGGUCAUUCCCUAGGCACUGGAGUGGCAACAAAUCUGGUGCGGCGCCUUUGUGAGCGAGAGACACCUCCAGAUGCCCUUAUAUUGGAAUCUCCAUUCACUAAUAUACGUGAAGAAGCUAAGAGCCAUCCAUUCUCAGUGAUAUAUCGCUAUUUUCCUGGGUUUGACUGGUUCUUCCUCGACCCCAUUACAAGCAGUGGAAUUAAAUUUGCAAAUGAUGAAAAUGUGAAGCACAUCUCCUGCUCGCUGCUCAUCCUGCAUGCUGAGGACGACCCGGUCGUGCCCUUCCAGCUUGGCCGAAAGCUCUACAACAUUGCUGCUCCAUCCCGAAGCUUCCGAGACUUCAAAGUUCAGUUUAUCCCCUUUCACUCAGACCUCGGCUACAGGCACAAGUAUAUCUACAAGAGCCCUGAACUUCCACGGAUACUGCGGGAAUUCCUGGGGAAGUCAGAACCUGGGCGCCAGCACUGAGUCUUGCUGCCUGAAGGAGCAUGAAGACCUCUGCCCUCCUCCCCUUUGCUCCGGCCAGCCUGGCACCCUGGGGCCCAGGGCUGCCAGUGUUUUCAGUGCCCCCGGAGAGAGGACUUGGAUGCCAGCUGGGGCAGGCGGAGGAGGCCCGGCAGACCUGGGGCACCUGCCUUGGGUGGCUGGGAGCUUGGAUCUCUGUGGAAAACACAGGUUGCAGGCAUGGGAUCCCCUCUCCCCUUUGUUGCCACUCAACCCGAGCUCUUGUUGGGAAGACAGUGACAGAGCAGGCCAGCUGGUGGCUGGCCGAUCCCACGCUUGCUGAGCUGGGCAUGGGGAGCCCGGGGCAGGAGGCGUGGGGUCUCGGGACCACACUGAGCUUUCCAGCACCACCGGUGAGACUGUGGCCAUAUCGGUUCUUCUGUCCCUUCCCGGCACACGCAGAAUGGACUGUAAUGGUUCCGUCAGCCCUUUGCACCCGGAGCACCCUGCUUGCCUACCUUGGCAGUCCCUGCCUCCCCGAGCGGGCCCCCACUGCUCACAGCGGGGGAGGUGCCCGUGACCUGCACUUCCUCCACUUUCUGCCCACCUGUCUGCCUAACCUGGCCUUAGACUGAGCAUUUAUUUAAGAAUAAAUUCGUGGUGGUGGUCUAUCUGCUAUGUUCUCAGUGACACCUCCAGCUGCCCCCAGGCCAUGCUCAGAGCCCAGCCUAUGGGAGGAGGGGCAGCUCUCUAAGGAGGGAUCCUGGGCCUUCCUUUCCUCCUCCUUUCCAGAUGUGGAGGCCCGUGCAAGGAGGGGCGUCAUCCCAGGAGAAGGUGUGUUCAAGGGGGGGGACCACUUCUCCAGAUGGGACAGAGGGCAUAUUCCUAAAAUACAGGCCCCCUUCAACCUCACGCUGUAGCAAGCUUGCUGGAUGCUGGUAUUGGUCGGCAGGCUCUGGGGUUUCACCCAUAGACCCCAAGUGAGCCCCUGGCAUGAGUUCAUGGAAGGACAUAGGGCACUGGAGUGUGGGGUCUCUAGUUCUAGCCCAUGAGCACCACCUCGUUCACUCACUGGGUGGGGGCGGGGGGCUCUUGUGUUUUUCAGCUUUUUGUCAAAUCAGUCUCCCCUGCACUACUUCUACCCCCCCUCACCUUCCCUACCCUUCUGCUGCCCCCACUUGGCACCCUCUAAAGAUCCUGCUUCUCAUCGGCCCCAGUGCUGGUGAAGGGUCAGAUUCUUGGAUCCCAGCUAAGUAACCCAAGAGUGAGAAGGUGCAUGGUUUAAUAAAGGGGGUUUCAAGCUGCCCCCCCAGAGGACUGUCUGCCCCCGGCGGCGCAGGUACAGAGGCGUGACGCACAACAGAGGAUGCAAACCCACCCGGGACCCACUUCUCUCCUGAUGGCUGGACUUCUCCCAAGUCCUAAGGCUCAGGGACUUUCCUGUCGUGGCAGCUCAGAAAUUCCCUGGGGUGUACAGAGGGCUUCAUUCACCGGCCUGCCUGUUCUUCAAGGUCUGUGGUCUCUCGUAGCAGCUGUGGGCAGGCUAGGGGGUCCAGAUGCCAAAGCAGGGGACACCUCCUCAUUUCUGAGGCAUCUUCAACCUGCCUACAGUGAUUCUCACAUCAGGGAAACCAUGCCUUUCUUAAAUGGGUUGAAACGUGAACCGACUCUCCUGAGGUCAGUUUGUCAUCUUGUUUCAAUGUUGUGUGAGCUGCCGCAGGUCCUUAUUGGGGGGUGAGAUAGGAUAGGAAGUAAAAUACAGGCUGUUGGUAUUUUGAUUGAUAGGUGUCUGAUAAGCAGACUGAAGCAGACUGAAGAGGAGAAGGCACUGAAGGGGCUGGUGAGCUGCUGGGCCAUCGGGUUGGCUAAUCAGGUCCAGAUGCCCCCACCUGCUGGCUUCUUAGAUUAUUAACUAGCUUAAACUGUGGGCUAGGACAGACCUCUGCUGAUUACAAAACCAGUCCUUGGAGGGGGGGAACAGAUCGAGACAUGCACUGCUAUAAAUUCUGCAGUUACUAUGUGUUUCCUGGAAGCACGGGUGUCCUGGGAGCUGCUCAGCGCCCUCCCCCCCACCCCCGGCCCCCACCGAAGACCAGCAGGGCCCACGGUGCUCCGGUGUCCUGCAGUUCUCAACUUUUCGGGUAACAGCCCCAAGUUCAUGUCCCUCCUGGCUUUCGAUUCAGCCUGUAGCGACACAAUUUAGGGGGCGAUGCUCUGGUCCCCAGGGCAUUCCAUGCCCAAGGGCCAGGACUGGCUGGUGUAGGACAGGUGCAAUUUGCACCAACAAUGCUGACACCCAGAUGACAGUGUAUACAACAACAGAUGUGAUGAUUCUUUUACGAGCUAGUGGUUCAAGCACACAUACGC
Messenger RNA from Zalophus californianus (California sea lion), 3695 nucleotides. It is a transcript of the gene ABHD12, whose product is annotated as abhydrolase domain containing 12, lysophospholipase. Gene Ontology annotation, cellular component: endoplasmic reticulum membrane. Gene Ontology annotation, molecular function: phosphatidylcholine lysophospholipase A1 activity; monoacylglycerol lipase activity. Lineage: Eukaryota; Metazoa; Chordata; Mammalia; Carnivora; Otariidae. Bases 156 to 1352 code for a protein of 398 amino acids. Gene Ontology annotation, biological process: monoacylglycerol catabolic process; phosphatidylserine catabolic process. The transcript has 13 exons. The record is from RefSeq and is a predicted model, not a curated record.